Messenger RNA from Stylophora pistillata, 1509 nucleotides. RefSeq lists its product as uncharacterized. The record is from RefSeq and is a predicted model, not a curated record. Gene Ontology annotation, cellular component: ribonuclease MRP complex; nucleolar ribonuclease P complex; fibrillar center. Lineage: Eukaryota; Metazoa; Cnidaria; Anthozoa; Scleractinia; Pocilloporidae. Gene Ontology annotation, biological process: tRNA 5'-leader removal. Gene Ontology annotation, molecular function: ribonuclease P RNA binding; ribonuclease P activity.
GGAAGUGGAGGUCUGUUUCUAAACAAAUUCCAAAAUGGCGGCUACCGUGAAGAAACAUGGAAUUCGUAAAAGACGUUUUCCGCAAAGCGCUACAAGGCAUGCGUUAGCUUCACCCUAUCUUCUUGAAUGGCCUGCACUGAAAAAAGGAGAGGGUAAAGUGAUUAUUAAUGAGAUUAUUAGGGUACUUGAACCACUUCAAUUUGAACAACUGUGUACUAAAUCAAGGAAAGCUUCUGAACAAAAUGAGAAGGAUAGAAUAAAGCACCUGAGAUCAGGCCUUCUAUUGGGCCUUUCAAAUGUUAUAAAAGGCUUGGAAAGAGGAACUGUCAGAUUGGUGUUGGUUGACCAUGCUAUUGAACCUCCUGCUCUUCUUCAGCAUCUUCUCCUGUUGUGUGCAACGAGGAAGGCUCCUGCUUGUGCCAUAACUGGUAUGAGUGACUCAAGAGUACCACAUGUGCUUGGGGUUCGCAAGUUGGCAGCUUUUGCUUUUAAGAACGCUGAUGUCCCAACAAUAUACGAUGGCUUGGUUGAUUAUAUCAUAAUAAGAAUUUUGCCUCUGGAUGUACCCUGGCUUCUUUCUAGUAGAGAGCAUGGAGAAACUCCUCCCGCCAUGAACACUGCUGAGGGAGAGGAUUCUGAUAAACAUUUGCCAGGUAUGCAGAAUAUGGAAAGGAAAAAAAUUAGAUUUCAAAUGCAAGAAAAUAGUAAUGGUGGCAAAGGGUUCCAGUUGGCAUAUUCACAAGUUGGUACCAAUGCUAAUGAAAAUUUGCACAUUGGUGAAAGCAAAUCAGCAAUUUUGCAAGGUGCUGGGGAUUCCAGUUGUAAUUUUUCAAGCACUGACGAGGCCAACGGAAUUUUACCUGGGACAAGUGCUUCUUUUGUCAGUUUGCAAGAUGCUAGUACAAAUAUGUCACUAGCUGAUGGAAGCCCAUCAAGCAGAGGCAAUACUGCUUUAAACUCAUCAGAUAUCAGUACAGACAGUAAAUCCAAACUGCAGUGUGGUGGUAAUUAUGCUAGAAAUUCUCAAGGAAAUCCUGAGGAUACCCAACGUAGCAGUGGUGCCAAAUUUAACAGAGACCACGGUAAAGGAAGAAGACAUGGACAGCCAAGUUUAGUUUAUCUAAGACCUUUUGUAAAGAGCUAUGACAUAGAGAAGGAAAAACUAUCCAAGUAGAUUAUCGGAUGGUGUUUUGACCAGAACGUUUACCAUUGAUUGUUGUUGUUGUGAAAAAAAUUCUUUUAUUGCAGCUGAACUGCGAGUAUCAUUUUUUUUUUUUACUUUAAUAUUAACUGUAGGUCAAAAUGUGAUUUAUUUCAUUUGAUUGUGAUCAGAUUCCUUUACGAAGAAGGAAUGAAGAACUUACUCAAAUUUCCCUCACUCUCGAGAUGUGGCUUGCGAGCUACUUCAGUUGGUCUAGAACUCAACUUUUACCUGACAGAGCUGAAUAACUUAUACGCAUGCGCCAGGUUUUGCCGCGGAAACACGGAUUUUGAGUCGUUCGCAUGGUU